AGACAUAUUUGCUAAAUAAUCCGACAUAUUGAGUUUGACGUUUCUACAUUGCAAUUUUGCCCGAUUUUACUUGCAUUGAUACCAUUACUAGAUUUGUCGAUUAAGAUUUUUUUCCAUCAUGGAUGAAGAAUACGAUGCCAUUGUCUUGGGUACAGGCUUGAAAGAAUGCAUAAUAAGUGGAAUGCUUUCCGUGUCCGGAAAAAAAGUUCUUCACAUUGAUCGCAAUAAGUAUUACGGAGGAGAAUCUGCGUCGAUUACCCCAUUAGAAGAUUUAUUUGCUAAGUUCAAUGCCCCUGCACCGGAUGAAACUUAUGGUCGCGGUCGUGACUGGAAUGUGGACCUAAUCCCAAAGUUUUUGAUGGCGAAUGGCUUGCUUGUCAAGCUUUUAAUCCACACGGGCGUCACCCGGUAUUUGGAAUUCAAGUCUAUCGAAGGAAGCUAUGUGUACAAGGGUGGAAAAAUUUCAAAGGUGCCCGUCGAUCAGAAGGAAGCUUUGGCUUCCGAUUUGAUGGGUAUGUUUGAGAAGAGGCGUUUCCGCAACUUUUUGAUCUAUGUUCAAGAUUACCAGGAAGAUGACCCUAAAACUUGGAAAGAUUUUGAUCCAUCUACAGCGAAUAUGCAGUCCCUGUAUGAAAAAUUUGGGCUGGAUAGAAACACACAGGAUUUCACAGGGCAUGCACUAGCCCUGUAUCUUGAUGACAACUAUUUGCAACAGCCAGCCAGUCAAACAAUACGACGUAUAAAACUAUAUUCUGAUUCAUUGGCGCGUUACGGUAAGUCACCUUAUCUAUAUCCUAUGUAUGGUCUUGGUGAACUGCCUCAAGGGUUUGCACGUUUAUCUGCAAUUUAUGGAGGCACUUACAUGCUGGAUAAACCUAUUGAUGAGAUUGUCCUUGGUGAAGGAGGUAAAGUUGUUGGUGUGCGUUCUGGCAAUGAAAUAGCAAAAUGUAAACAAGUUUACUGUGACCCUAGCUACGUUCCUGACCGUGUGCGCAAGAAGGGGCAAGUAAUAAGAUGUAUAUGCUUGUUGGAUCACCCAAUAAACAAUACUAAGGAUGCACUUUCUACUCAAAUCAUCAUACCGCAAAAGCAAGUGGGAAGGAAUUCUGACAUUUACGUUUCUGUUGUAUCUUAUACCCACCAAGUGGCAGCUAAGGGUUGGUUUGUUGCUAUGGUCUCUACUACAGUCGAAACCACUGAUCCAGAAUCUGAAAUAAAGCCAGGCAUCGAUCUGCUGGGUCCAAUCAGACAGAAAUUUAUUUCUGUGACAGACUAUUAUGAACCUAUUGACGAUGGAAGCCAGAGCCAAAUCUUUAUUUCCGAGUCUUAUGAUGCUACUACUCACUUCGAAACUACUUGUCUAGAUGUGCUUAAAAUUUACAAGAGAGGUACUGGUGAAGAGUUUGAUUUCUCUAAAGUAAAGGUUGAGUUGGGUGAAGAAGAUCAAUAAUCAUAUAUCAAAUCAUAUUAAAAUAUUGCUUGUUACUUUUGAAAAUUUGUUAAAAACUGGCUUCUAUUAUAUUUAAUAGGGAUUUUUGGGUAUGUGUAAGAGAUUAGGUGAAUGCAGUAGAUAUGUGUAUCACUACAGUGCUCCAGUCAAUGAUUUCUUUCAUUCUUAUUAGUAUAAUAUGCAUAAUAUAAGAUUUGUUAUUUAUAGGGUUUUACCUCUCCAUAAUAAAGAUGCUUUUAAAAAUAUUAUUAUUUUAAAACAAGCCUAAGGAUUUUAUCUGCAUAAGCAGAUGUUUAUGUAAAUAUUGUUUGCAUUCCAGUUUUGAUACGCUAUAACAGUAUCCAUAUCAUACCAUGUCAACUAAUGAAUGCUCAGUGUACAUCAUAAAUAUUCUUUGUAUGAUCAUGAAUUAAAUUACCUUAUUAUGUAA
Messenger RNA from Pieris rapae (cabbage white), 1880 nucleotides. RefSeq names its product rab GDP dissociation inhibitor alpha (gene Gdi). Gene Ontology annotation, molecular function: Rab GDP-dissociation inhibitor activity. The record is from RefSeq and is a predicted model, not a curated record. Bases 119 to 1450 code for a protein of 443 amino acids. Gene Ontology annotation, biological process: small GTPase-mediated signal transduction; vesicle-mediated transport; protein transport. NCBI's taxonomy places the organism in Eukaryota, Metazoa, Arthropoda, Insecta, Lepidoptera, Pieridae. The transcript has a single exon. Gene Ontology annotation, cellular component: cytoplasm.